AUGGACCAGUCGGCCUUCGCGGACUCAUCAGCCAUGUACGCCGGUCAAUGGAUUCCAAAUGACCAUGGUCAUGGAAAGGACAUGGGCCCCGGCCCGCAAAUGUCGCCGGAAGACAUGAUCCUCCAAGCCGCCACCCAUAUGCAGACGGCAAACCACGACUUCUCGAUGGACGGGUCCAUGGGAGCCGGGAUGGCUCACCCUCAUCACCACCACAUCCCUUAUCAGCAGCAACAGCAUACCAUGACAAGACAUCCUCUUCCCGCCGAGCAGUACGUUGCCGCCAACGCAAGCUUCACUGAAGGAGAAAGCCAGAUGCUCGACCGUGAUGACAACGAGGAUGGCGAUUCCAUGUCCGGACCUGUCGGAGCCGCAAAGCCUGCUGCCACUCGAUCCAGCGCCAAUAACGAACUCGAAAUGAGACAACUUUUCACUGCAAACCGCCAUCGUAAGCUUCAAGACGUCGCUGGCGAGCUUCAUGGUAAUGAGCGAGGUCCCAAUUCGGAGCGCACCCGUCAGGUUUUUGCCAUGUUAUGGAUCAAUUCUGUCUGUUCCAAAGGGAAAGGCUCGGUACCCCGUGGCCGCGUAUACGCGAACUAUGCCUCACGGUGUGCCACUGAGAGAAUCACGGUCCUGAACCCUGCUAGCUUCGGAAAACUGGUCCGCGUUCUCUUCCCUGGCCUCAAGACCCGUCGUCUUGGUGUUCGUGGAGAAUCCAAAUAUCAUUAUGUCAACUUUUCUCUUGUUGAUGACCAACCAGACUUGAGGGAGUCGCAACCACCUGCUCCCAGACCGCUUCCCGAAGCCAAGAGUCUCUCCCAAAGUUUCAACACUUCCGUCCAGGGCAAUAGCAAUACUGCAAGUCGUGGCUCCCUGCCCUCGCCGCAAGAGGCUAGCCAAAGCCAGAAAAGCCCUGAUCCAGCUAAAUCCUCCAGCAGAUCUCAUAGUCUGUACAACCAGCCUGACUUGGCCAGUAUCGAUAAUAUCCGAAAUACCUCAACCAAGACGGAACUUGAGCUCUCAUUCCUGCCUGCCGAUAGUGGUCCAGUGGACCAGCAUGACGUUCUUGCCCUUCCAGCCAUUGAGCUAUAUCUUCCUCAGGGGACAGACCCCGAUGCUGCCAAGUCAUUGUCUGCACUGUAUCGUUCACAUUGCACAUCACUAGUAGAAUGCAUCCGGUACUGCAGAGAGAAGACAUUCUUCCACCUAUACACAUCUUUCCAGGGCACUUUGACUAUGCCAGUCCAAAAAUUGUUUGGGCAUGCUGCCAUAGCACCGUGGAUUGAGGGAUGUGAUUACGUUUUAUAUCAACGCAUGAUGAGCAUCAUUUCCGGGCUGACCCUUCAAGUAGUCCCCAAGCCAGUUCUUGACACCCUGCGCAACAUUUCGGAGAGACUAGUGCCACAUAUUCGCGAGUCUUUUCAGGGACAGCCCCAGCAUGUUCUAUCGGCUAAGGAGGCACCCGCCGCCCUCUUUUCUGGCCUGAUAGACCGAGCUCUGCGAGUCAACUUGACAGCACAUGCAGCAGCAAACAUGCUGUCGAACCCUGCCAACAGGGACCAAAUGUAUGUUGACUGGAUUACCAUGAUUCGCGCCAGGAAGGUUGCCGAGUGUGUGCCAACUCGUGGCAUGGACGACGUGGUAGACAUUCUAGUAACAGAGAUGAGAGACCUUCUUGAUCCCGUCAAUGUUCCGUGGGAGGUCGAAUGUCUGACAAUAUACGGGGAUGUGGUAACCCGAAGCGGCAGACAAACCGAUGAUGGCAGUGGAGCAAACUCGACGGGCCAGAAUGUUCUGGAGAGAUGGGUCAACUUCCUGCAGAAUCUGCCAAACAGAUUCCCAUAUGCUUCACACACAGAUAUUGUGUGGUGUGUUGAGCGGGUUGGAACCUCUGUCAUGCGCGACCUCACGCUUGCUCAAGGAAAGAGUUUCGGCUCUUGGUGGGUGACGAAAACUUGGGUUGACGAGAUGGUCUGCUUCUUGGCAGAGCAGGGUGGUUUUAUGAAACAGAAGCCUCGCACCCAGCAAGCCACAAACACAUCUACCAACACUGAGACGGCAGAGAAGGAGUCUAGCCGCCAAAACUCACGGUGCAGCAGCGGCAGUGACGAAUUGAACCUAUCUAAUGUGUCUCAGUCACAACCUGGAAGGGCUCCGUUUCCUCCACCACCAAACAACCAAGCAACACUAGGUGUAAGCGGUGGAGAUCCUCACGACGACAGCGGGAUUGGUAUCCGAACACCAGAAGAAGAGUUCCCAAUGGACAAGUUUUCUUUUACGGGAGCUGAAAAUGUCGGCAUGACUGCAGAGUUGACAACUGGGGCGAGUUUAUAG
Molecule: messenger RNA, 2331 nt
Organism: Metarhizium acridum CQMa 102
Lineage: Eukaryota; Fungi; Ascomycota; Sordariomycetes; Hypocreales; Clavicipitaceae
Biological process (GO): regulation of transcription by RNA polymerase II
Molecular function (GO): RNA polymerase II cis-regulatory region sequence-specific DNA binding; DNA-binding transcription factor activity, RNA polymerase II-specific
Source: RefSeq, a predicted model, not a curated record